AUGAAAUUCUUGCUCCUGACCCUUAGUGUCUUUCUGAUCCUGUUCCAGAUGUUGCCAGUCUGCAGGGGCCGAAAAUCUUGUUGGAUCAUUAAAGGACACUGCAGGAAAGACUGCAAAUCUGGUGAACAGGUUAAAAAGCCAUGUAGAAAUGGUGACUAUUGCUGUGUUCCAAGCAAAACAGAUUCUCAACCACACAGACCAACUCAAGCAACUGCCAGAAAAUAUCAAACUUUUACUGAUAAGAUGAAAAGAAAUGCUUUUUUGGAGCAAAUACCAAUAAUCUUGAAUAACAAGCAGGAAGUAGAAUAA
This is a messenger RNA of Cervus elaphus (red deer), 309 nucleotides long. Its product is annotated as beta-defensin 118-like. Gene Ontology annotation, biological process: innate immune response. The record is from RefSeq and is a predicted model, not a curated record. The transcript has 2 exons. Gene Ontology annotation, cellular component: extracellular region. Lineage: Eukaryota; Metazoa; Chordata; Mammalia; Artiodactyla; Cervidae. The coding region runs from base 1 to 309 and encodes 102 amino acids.